Molecule: messenger RNA, 1032 nt
Organism: Dipodomys spectabilis (banner-tailed kangaroo rat)
Lineage: Eukaryota; Metazoa; Chordata; Mammalia; Rodentia; Heteromyidae
Gene: Sowahd
Product: sosondowah ankyrin repeat domain family member D
Exons: 1
Coding region: 1-1032 (343 amino acids)
Molecular function (GO): protein binding
Source: RefSeq, a predicted model, not a curated record
AUGGCCCAGUCCGGAGCCUCCGCGAACUCGGAGUCCAAGACCUUGCUCAAGCCAACUCCUAGGAGCCUGCGGGGCGCUCCGCAACUCCGUCCGUCCUUAGGGAACACCACUACCCUGGGCAGGUACUGGGGCCACGCCGCCGCUGUUUCCCGGGAGUCCUCCUUUCAGGGUUCACUGAUGCUUCCCGGAGCCAGCUUCGCGCGCCGGCGAGAAACACUACGAGAACUGCUGGGGCUGCAGAGGAUGGCUGCUCCCUCCAGGUGGCUAUCGGUGGGGCACGCGAAGGAGCCAUCCCCGCGUGGGUCUGGUGGGCUGAACGGCUCUAGUGGUGGCGGAUUGUUGCUGGAGCCGCGAGAGCACGCGUGGAUCCUGGCAGCCGCCGAGGGUCGUUUUGAAGUGCUGCAGGAGCUGCUGGAGGCUGAGCCCCGGCUGCUGCUGCGGGGCGAUCCGAUCACCGGCUACACCUUGCUGCACUGGCUGGCCAAACACGGCUACCACGAAGAAAUGAUUUUGGUAUAUGAUUUUGCCAAACGCCAGGGACUGCCGCUUGACGUGAGCGCUACCGGCAGCGGUGGCUUCACACCGCUCCACCUGGCGGCUCUGCAGGGCCACGACAUGGUCAUCAAAGUGCUGGUAGGCGCCCUAGGUGCUGACCCCACGCGCCGUGACCAUAGUGGCCACCGAGCCUGCCACUACUUGCGGCCUGACGCCCCUCAGAAGCUUCGGGAGCUGUCGGGGGCCGAGGAUUGGGAGACCGAACAAGAAAAGAAGCGUGAUCACAACGCCGGCCACAACAGCAGCAAUACUACAUCGGGGUGGAUGCUCAAACGAACCCUGAGCAUGCCUGCAGCAUCGACGUCGACUAGAGCGGUGGCGGACACAGAGACCGAGGCAGAGGCGACGGCAGCAGCGGCACCGACAGCAUCGAUGGCACCGACAACUACGUCCAAAAAAAAGAAGACCACAGGCAGCCAGGAGACGUAUAUGAAUAGAUUUUUACGCCAUUUGUUCCCUUUCUUCCAGGAUCGCUGA